CCACAAAAAAGAAAUGACGCCAGAGCAUGACACACACUUAAUAGCAUUCAUCUUCUUAAUUUGUUUCUUAUUUCACCUAUAUACAUUUUUUACAGGUAUAAAGAACACCGUCAUUACAGGAUGAAUGGUCUACCAAUGUUUCCCAAUGUUAAAUAUGACAUCAUUCAUUCUUACCACUACAAUAGCGUCCAGAGCAAUGGACUAUUAAGUCAGAAGUUUCCUCAUUUCCUUGAUGGCCAGUUUACCGAUGAUCUCGUCAAGUCCUGUUCACCUACUCCGAGUGUUUGUUCCCUGGGAGAUGCAACACUUCACGCUCCUAUUUUGUUUCGCUCAUAUCAAGACUGUCAGACUCACCGUCUCUGCGGUGCAGCCUCACCCAACACUGCACACUGCCUUGUCACAGCUAAAAAUGCUGUCAACUCCCACAAAUCCAAAGUCCAAUGCUGUAAAUGGAUGAAAGGUAUACGUCGCCGCAAACAAAUACGCGCGGAAAAUGGUGUAAUCGUCUACCCUUCAGCUAAUUCAAGGACCCUCUCUGAGCUUUGUUUGUCUUCGAGUUACCCUUCAGUUAAAAAUGUUGAUAUUUUCAAAGCUGAAAACGAGACAGUUAAGGAUUAUUCCGAGAAAGGUAAAAAUAAACAAUGCCUGGGCAACUCCAAAACAACAAAGUUGGCGUCAGGGGAAGUAUAUCGGAGAAGACGAUUGGCUGCUAAUGCUAGGGAAAGGAAUAGGAUGAAAAGUCUCAACACCGCUUUCGACCGUCUGAGGCAAGUGAUUCCAAACAUGGGCGAUGAUCAGGUGUUCUCGAAAUACGACACACUCAAAAUGGCCAAAACAUAUAUUCAAGAACUGAAAAAAAUACUUGACAACAGGUCCGAAGAUGAUGACUGUUUGCCCGUGAAAAUGUCCGAAGUUUAAACCAUUAUUUUCUAAUAGCUUAGUAUUCUGUAGUCAGACAGUAACAAAAUUAAUCUAUUAAAAAAAAACAAAGAACUUUUCAGUGAAUGAUGUGCGAAGCUGCUGAUUUCAUUCGUUCUGCAUGCUGUGAAUCACCUUCACCUUCGAUGGCCUUAGUCUGUUAUGCCAUUGGAGUAGCAGACAUUAUCGGUCACCCGCCCCUCUCAUUUUCUCUCAACGAAUACGGUAAUUGACGUCUUUAUGAAUGAGUGACAGAAUAAACGUGUACAGAAUAUCAUUUAUAAUGAUUGUCUUCAAGUACAAUGGACAAUAGAAAAGUGUGUCGCCCAUUAAAAUGGACAAUAGAAAAGUGUGUCGCCCAUUGAAAUGGACAAUAGAAAAGUGUGACGCCCAUUGAAAUGGACAAUAGAAAAGUGUGACGCCCAUUGAAAUGGACAAUAGAAAAGUGUGACGCCCAUUUAAAAUGGACAAUAGAAAAGUGUGACGCCCAUUGAAAUGGACAAUAGAAAAGUGUGACGCCUAUUGAAAUGGACAAUAGAAAAGUGUGACGCCCAUUUAAAAUGGACAAUAGAAAAGUGUGUCGCCCAUUAAAAUGGACAAUAGAAAAGUGUGACGCCCAUUUAAAAUGGACAAUAGAAAAGUGUGACGCCCAUUUAAAAUGGACAUUAAAAUAUUGUAACUAGAAUGUUAUCAUGAAUUCCACGCUACUAGUCUGUAUAUGGAUACCGAGAAUAUCCAUGCAAACCUUGAUUUAAAAAAAAAAUAAAUAAAGAUUAUUUUUGUUUACCAUGUUUCAGUUUAAAUAUUCGUGUAAUUUCUUGAUCUAAUAACUGUGUAAACUGUGUAUGUAGAAUAGUUAUAACUUCUAGGAUACAGAUUCUAUAAAUUAAUUUUAAAUUCUGUUCAGGUGAUAAUAUUUUGAAAUGCCGGUUGAUAGAUAAUAAAUGACUGAAGUUUGUACACUUUCUUUGUUGUACAUCCUUUGCAACGUGAUGUACACUCGUAGAUUGUCAUCACACUGACUGGGAUAAAAGAUUGUUUUUAAAAAGGAGUUAAUCCUUCAAACGACUCCCUACUGCUGGAGUUAUCUCCCGUCACCCACUAAAACAAAACACAAGAAGCUAUCGAGUGACGUGAUUAUCACGUUGUCCUAUCCCAGUAGCCUGCCGACCUCUGGACGCGCUGUCUUCUCCCGUGUUGUUGUUGUUGUUUUUAAAUUAUUCACACCUGACAUUGAUCUAUGUAAAUAUUCAUACGUAUUACUGACAGUGUUGCAAGUAAAGUAACCAAGCAAUCAAAGAUGUACGUACUAAUAGUGUUAUAUUAUACGAAGUCAAUGCUAAACAUCUGAUGUCGAAAUGUGACUCAAUGGGAAAGGACUUAAGACAAAUACACCAUUCCCAAGUGGGUGCCAGUUUCACACAGGCGCACUUCUUACCUUGACCAUUAACUGAAUCCCAGAAGAACUGUCGAAAGCUCCGCUGAUGAUGCCCACCACUGCACCGCCACCCACCGGGAACAUAUU
This is a messenger RNA of Biomphalaria glabrata, 2443 nucleotides long. RefSeq lists its product as uncharacterized. Gene Ontology annotation, molecular function: protein dimerization activity. Lineage: Eukaryota; Metazoa; Mollusca; Gastropoda; Planorbidae. The transcript is spliced from 2 exons. The record is from RefSeq and is a predicted model, not a curated record. The coding region runs from base 121 to 918 and encodes 265 amino acids.